AUCUGAUUAGUUCGUAUUUACAUAAGCGUCCUUUUCCAUAUACAACGUUGCAUCACAGAAGAAAAGAAAACCCAAAUUGGCUGCAAAACACACCUGCAAACUGUAAAAUAGGAAUCUAUAAAACAUGGAACUUAGUUCUAUUCCUACUCUCGUAUCUAAUAUAUUCUCUUUUUUUUAAUACAUAUAAGCCUAACACAUAUGCCUACAGACAUGAAAACGUGCCAUAAACGAUUUUCAAAAAUGUUUAAAUAAACCUUCUUUUUACUGUUCAUCAACGACACCUCUUCAACUCACAGCUUGCAGCCUUAUCGACAUAUUUAAACACACUCCAAACGGUACGACAAUUGCUCAAUGAUGCCCGAAGGUUGAGGAUCGCCGGAAGAUUGAUACAAGUUUAAAAAGAGCUGUGGUCCAAAUUUGUUGUUAAUUUUUGUGCAUAAGUUCUUAUAAUAUCGUAUGAUGAAAACAGAGCCUCAAAAGCGUGUGCACCCACAUUUGUUAAGGAAUAUUUUUCCCUCUACUUACUGAAUAUGCUUUAACGAGAUAUCGUAACGAUGAGCACGAUCAACACUAGUGCCACCUAACAUAGUUAUUUAAAGGCAAAUCGAUUAACUGCAGAACAUAUUUGUCAAAGAACUAUAAAAAGAAACAUAUUUUAAAGGCAAAGUACACCAAAACCAAAAGUGGGAGUGUAAUUCAGCAAAAGCAAACCAGCUAACAAACGCUUCUCUAAGAGAAACGAAAAAAGUUAAUGAGAAAAAAACAACAAACAAACAGUGAAAUGACCAAAGCGUCGUAAAAAGAAGUAUAAAAAUUUGGAAGAAGUAAAUGAAAAGAUAAAAACAAACACAUGGAUCAAUAUAUUUAUAAUGCUUCCGACGGUAGUAGGUACGGAGAAACCAAGUCACUUCUUGCCACAAACAAUGUUACCAUGCAAACAAAUGCAUACGCUUUGCUCGUCUGAGCGAUCCGAUAAGCUGUCUAGAUAAGCGAACGUAAAGAAAUGUGCUUAGUUAUAGAUAAAAAAGGGGGCAAACAAUGUGCUGAACAAGAACGAACAUAGGAACGAAAAAUGUAGCGAAAAUCGUAAAGCAAGAAUUAGAAAACAUUACAAAAAAAUGUAUAGCCCGGCAUAAGAUUUUUUAUAACCGAUUUCAAAUUUCCAAUUUUACUAGAGUAGUAAAACAAGAAAAACGUAUAAUGGAAAGAUAGCGGUAAAAAGCGUAUUAGAACGAACAACUAUUGCAAACAAAUACACAAAAACAACACGAAAACAACAAAAAAAUGUCCCAAAUUGUCGAAAGCGAAAAGAUAUAGAGAAGAGAGAAAGAAAGAAAGAUAUAAAUACGCUUAUAUACAUAAAUGCCGAAACUCUCUUUAACUCUUUCCUUCUUUUGAUAGAGCUUUAGAAACGGUUGGAAACAUCUUUAGCCCAUCCUCUGAGAUAAGAAUAGAGCAGAACUGUAGAGAGAAUCGUAAAACACGCGCAAUAAACUGCGAUCGUUUUGUGAAGGUUUUUUUUAUUUGUGUGCGUACAUAGUUUUUCAACAUUUUUGUGACCAAAAUAUGGAAGAUUACUUUCGAAUUAGAUCGAUACAAAAAGCCGAUAACUUACGUAUGGUUCACUUUCUUUCCACUCAUUAUCGCAUUUUUUAAAGCAUGCUAAAAAAUACACACAAAAUAAUGGAAAAUGUACAACCGAGUCAUUAAAAGGAGGAAGAAAACACCUUGUCAAAUCGCUAAUCGCCACGAAAGGUCGUUAAGAAGAAGAAAAUAAACCCAAAAUCAGUUUAGAAAAUAAAAACCCCGCGAAGGAGGAUGCGAUUUAACCCAUUAAACUUUCUACUUAUCGCUUGUAAUCGCAUAUAGCGCAAUGCAAAAAGCAAAAUGGGCCAGUCAGGAUGUCAGGUCGUUCAUGCAAAACUUUACCUUGCAACGGAGCGCAAAAGAUGGCAAGAGAUGCAAGGUGCAAAAGGUGAAACCGAAGAACAGAUGGCAGAAAAUGGCCCCGACAAAAAAAGCCCCAAACAUACUUUAAAGAGAAGAAGAAAAAAACUUGCAAUGCUGUGAUACUGAUACAUUUUAAUGAAGUUAAUUAAAUCUAAAUGCCCAGCAUUCGCUGGCUGCCCUGCCCCUGCUGCCGCCGUUUGCUGCUGUCGCUCUGGCACCGCACCGAUUGCUGCUGCACACUAACACGUUCGUUCGUUUGUUCACCCGGUCCCGGGGUACGGAAGAAAAGGGCAAAGUGGGGGGACACGUUUUGAAAAAGGUCAGGGUGGUGGUGGUGGUGGUGGUGGUUAUUGGCGCGAAUGGUUCAAGAUUUAUCAAAUUACACCUGACGGCGCAGAGAACAGAACUGCUUCUUACUCUUCGUUGUUUCGUUACGUUUAGAGUUUGUUCGAUUGUUAGUUCUUUUUAAAUGGCUAUUUUUUUACUCAUUUAGUUUCUUCUUUUUUGCUAUUUUCUUAUAUAAAGUUUAAAAGACUAUUUCGUAGCUAUCAUUUUAUUUGCGCAAUUGCAAACUGUCCGACAGUAAAUUUUCAAAAUUUAACCACUUUGAAUGUUUUACCACCCAAACAAUGUUUAAACGUACCUAAAAGUUACCGAAUUAUUGUGAUUUUAAAUUGACACAGCUACAAACAAAAGUCUAUAACAGAGUGGCAACAUAAAGAUGAACACUGGGAAAAGGGAAAAUCACAACAAGAUGAAGCAAAAAAAACCAGCAGAGCCGAGGAAUGUUGAACAAGCAUCCCACAGAUUCUAGAACAGUUGAUCAGAUGGAAAUAAAGCAGCCAUGUAAGAACAAAUAAGAAAAUAAACCAAUAAACAAAUUAUUUAAAUUGUGUUCGUGCUUCUGAGCCCCGUUUGAACGAACAAAAUACGUUGAGAAAUGCAACAGCGCAUAACCCUUAUCCUUCAAAACACCAACACAUGGUUACCAUAGCGACGGUAGCUAGCGGAAGAAUUGUAAACAAAAACGUACCGCGUCCCUUUAGGGACGACCGAUCGACCCCCUUCUUCCUGUCAGUUGCGCAAAACAGCGACCAUAAAGUGCCACCAGAAAAAUGCCCGAUUCCUCUCGAACGCUCGGCGAUAUCGACGAGAUCGAUAGUGCCGAGCUGCGGACACGGCUGAAGAACUGGAUCGAAGAGGAAGGCAUCGAGACGAACAUUCAGCUGCAGAUGAAGAAAAAUUUAAUCGAAAAAAUGAGCCGCACCGCUCUCGGGAAGAAAAUCGCCCUCAAGCUGCAGACACAGCAGGGCAUUGUGCUGUCCCCGCUUGUGCUCGUGCUGAACACGCUCGUGGCCGAAUUUCUCUACACACAAAACUGCCACUUUUCGCUGUCCAUCUUCACGAACGAGGUACCGUUCAAGAACACGCUGCCCGACUUCACCCGGUCGGCCAAGUUUCGGCUGAGCCGGACCGAGCUGGGCGAAAUCUUCGAAGCGCUCGGCAUCGAACACUACGACGGGCUGGUGGAGAAGUACGACAAGUUCGGCACCGGCCAGGGCAGCCGCUCACUCCUGUACAUCGUGUUCAAGACGAUCCUGGCGGCCGUCAAGACGCAGGAAGCAAAGUUACGCCACCUUAAGCGGCUAGACAAACGGAAAACAUCCGCCCAGACGCUGCUGAAGAAGCUGGAGGUGGAAAAGCUACACAAGAAUGUGGAAAAACUGCUCCACCGGGUAAAGGCCGUUGGCAAAGCGAUUGUGGAGCUGGAAAAGAGUCAACAGCAAACGCUGCAGGAUGGCGCGAACGGGGAACAGGGGAAAAACAUGAACGAGCAGCCGACCCCAGACGAUGACCAGUCCGCCCGUUCGCUGCGCGUUUGUUCGGAGAAUGUUUGCAAGCUGAUCGAACGGUUGGAAACGUGUACGAAAAUGUUCGAACAGCUCAUCGAAACCGUACGCCAGCAACGCACGGAAGAUGUGCAGGAAAAGGGCGAGCUCGACGGUGAGGAUCAAGAGGGUGAACCACGCCGUGACAAGCCAAAAGAAAAGCGAAAGUCUUACACCGAGUUCCUGCGGGAGUUGAAAACGACCGAACAUGGUAAAAAAUAUGUGGCGAAACUGCAGAAACAAGUGACCAAACUGCUGGACAAAAAAAAACACCAAAUUGAGGCAAAGUACGAGAAAGAGUUGCGGAAGCUUAAGCUGGAAUACGAGGAAAAGCUAGCAAAAGCGUUAGCGGCAACACAAACAGAAACGAUCGCACAACCAUUAGCACAACCCGCACCAAUCGUCCGCAGCAUUCAGACCGAGCCACACCCCAUUGAUGCUACGAGCGAGGAAAGUCAACAUUUUAUGCGCAAAAUAGACGAAAAGCUUGACGAGCUGUACCGCCAGGAGCGGAAUGUAGACGACAAGUUGGCCACGCUGCGGGACGAUCUGCAGCGGCAGGAGCAACGGCAAAGCCGCUACUUCGAAUCGCUAAAAGCGGCCAAAACGAAGGAAACCAAACUGCAGGUGCUGCACAACGUCGAGCGCGAGCUGAUGGCCAACUUCGAGGACGAAACGAACGCCAUCAUACAGAACGCGAAGCAAACGAUCGAGCAGCUGGAGAAGGAAAGCGAUAAGAUCAAUCAUUCCUUUCAGCGCUACUUGCGCAAGCAGCGCGAAGACAAGCGGAAGCUUAUCGACGAGAAGGUGCAAAUCUGGACGCGCUACAACGAUGAGAAGCUCGAGAUGAACCAGCGCGAGCUGUUAAACGAAGAGUUUGAGCGGGAGAUAAUGGUUGAACCUGUUGCGAUUGUUCCGGAAAUUGUGGUACCCGUGCAUCAGCCGGAUACGGGCCGCGAAUUCGCGAAUCCUUUCCGUGCGUUCGAUCCGCUCAAAUACCUGAAACAAUCGCGUCCGGUCGAAAGCCACACGGUGGAUGUUGCGAUCGGCACCAUAUCCGAGGCGGGUAUGCAAACAUCGACAGCUGAUGAAGAGCCAGAAAAGGUGGAAACAGUCGUGCGACCAAUUCCUGCCACCCGAACGGCCAGCAACGCGCAGCUUUCGGAUGUUUUGGCGAAGGACACGCGUGAGCUGCGGCAAAGCAUCGAAGAAAAUCUGCAAAAGCUAGACCAGAUGAGUCGCACGUACUCGAAAUCGCAAAGCUCGUCCGACAAGCAGGCGCCGUUUGCGCCUCGCAUUGAAGUGGCGCAACCGGCACCGGCUCCACCACUGCCCACGGUAGAACCAUCGUCCAAUAGAAGCCUGGAUGACUGUUCCAGCACUGAGUUGGGUUUGUCGGACGGGGAAGUUGUUUUCCCCUCCGUCCCUACACAGCCAGUUCCCGCUGCAACACUGAACGAUUCACACGACCUCAUUGACUACGCAACGCAGAACACGCAAAAUGAAAAGCGCAAACUGGAACCGGCCACAAUGGCGGUUGCUGUGAGCUACAGCGACCUUUCGAUCAGCAGCUUCAGUGUCGCCAGCAGCAAACUCACCUACGACAAGAGCCAAAGUUUGGACGGCGAGCUGGAUCGCAUCUCUACCGGGGCCCGUUCGAAUGCAUCACAAAACAGCUGGUCGUAAAG
This is a messenger RNA of Anopheles coluzzii, 5527 nucleotides long. Its product is annotated as GRIP1-associated protein 1. Bases 3066 to 5525 code for a protein of 819 amino acids. The record is from RefSeq and is a predicted model, not a curated record. The transcript has 2 exons. Lineage: Eukaryota; Metazoa; Arthropoda; Insecta; Diptera; Culicidae.